Molecule: messenger RNA, 936 nt
Organism: Exophiala xenobiotica
Lineage: Eukaryota; Fungi; Ascomycota; Eurotiomycetes; Chaetothyriales; Herpotrichiellaceae
Exons: 2
Coding region: 213-689 (158 amino acids)
Biological process (GO): protein peptidyl-prolyl isomerization; protein folding
Cellular component (GO): intracellular membrane-bounded organelle
Molecular function (GO): peptidyl-prolyl cis-trans isomerase activity
Source: RefSeq, a predicted model, not a curated record
CAUUGCCCGGUAGAUUCCACGUUCUCAACUACAGCACCUCUUGCAAGUUGCCAAAAGAGUUGCAUAGAGUCUUCGAGCAAUUCCAUUGUUCUCCCCCAAAAUCCCGUCAGCCUGGACUUUGUUUUCCAUCAAGACUCCUUUAUGCUUUCUGGACGUUACAGUUUACUGAUCGUACCGUCAAUUCCACAGGAGAAUCAUUGGGCCGGAUCAAAAUGCACCUCUUUGCCAACACCGUCCCAAAAACUGCAGAGAACUUCCGCCAAUAUUGCACAGGCGAACAUCAUGUCAACGGCCGACCGCAGGGGUACAAGGGGAGUAAAUUUCAUCGCGUGAUCAAAAACUUCAUGAUUCAGGGCGGCGACUUCCUGCACUCCGACGGCACCGGCUCUACUUCGAUCUACCACAACAGCUCUUUCCCGGACGAGAACUUCACGCACAAACACACUCGUCCGGGCCUGUUGAGCAUGGCCAACUCCGGGCCCGACACGAACGGGUGCCAGUUCUUUAUCACGUGUGCGCCGACGCCGUUCCUGGAUAACAAGCACGUCGUGUUCGGCCAGGUCGCGGACGAAGAGAGUAUGAACGUUGUCAGGAUGAUUGAGAAUACGAGGACCGCUGGGCCAGGAGGCCGGGGGCAAGGGGAACGGCCGGUGUUGGAUGUCAGGGUCAGUGAGUGUGGGGAGAUGUAGCUGGAUCUACGCUGCUAGAUUAAGAGGGUACGCACGCGGACCAUUGAAGGAGAGGAAGCACGUUGGGAAAUGAAGCCUUGUGGCACGAGUGAGAAGCAUGCGGGGUGGGUUUAGAAGGGCACUGGUUGACAUGGUGUGCUGAUGUUCAAAAAGGUGAUAUGCUGGAGCGUCCUGUGUAUUAUGUAACAGCGCGUCACGUGAUAAGGACUUUCCGAUCCCGGUUUCUCCCUAGUCUUUCUUGUCGCUG